AUGGCGGGUCCGUUGGUCGCCUCGCGCUCCGCCGCGCAGAGCGACGCAAAAGAAGAAAGACGAAGCACAGCCGUGUCUCCCUACUCCUCCGCUGCGACGGUUCGCAUCGUCCAUUUCGUGUCCCCCGGUCUGCAGUCACCCGUAGCCCUCCAUGGAUCGAAUCACUUUUCUGGAGACUGCACGUCUCCCGCGUCAUCUGUCUCUUCGUCGUCGUGUUCUCUGUCACAAUCGGAAUCUCUGCUUCUCUCUGUGGGCGAUUUCAACAUCCUGGUGGACUGUCCGCUCGAUUUCCAGUCUCUCCUUCUUCUCCCUCCCCAGUAUUUCCCUCGGCAGGGAGUGGGCCUUGCCGGAGAACAGGACAGUCGACCGGAAACUCAAGGUUGUGAUUCUGAUCUCAAGGCUCCAAAGGGCUGUUCUUCCUCGUCUUCUCUGCCUGCCUCUUCUCGCCUUUCCGUAGCCUCAGCCUUUUUCUCUUCAGCCUGUUCUCCUCGGGGACAUCGGCCACUGGGUGUCCCGGGACCGUUGUCGGGCGUCGCGCCUUGUUCUUCCUCCCUCCCUCUCGUUGACGCUUCCCUGCAUGCGCCUUGCGCCCUUUCGCCUUUUCUGCGGGCGCUCCUGCCUCUUCGCCUCGACGCCAUUCUCCUCACGCAUCCCCACGGCGCCCUCGGCCUUCCGCUCCUCGCCGAGUUCCUCGAUCUGAGCGAAACGCCCGUCCUCGGGACUCCGCCUGUUCUCCUCGCCGCUUCUUCCUCAAUUCGCUUCCUCCAGUCCUCGCUCGGCGGCGAACUGCUGCCUGCUCAGGCGCCGGCCGACCGAGGCCCAGGGCCCGCAGCCACCCCGCGCGGGCCAGAGACAGGCGGCAGGGGGAGAAACCGACAGAGACAGGGGUCGGAAGCCGACGCUACGACGACCCGUCCGCACGCGAGGUCAGCGGUGGAAGCCGACGAAGAGAACUGGGGAUCUCUGCCGCCGGUCGUGCAAGACGAAGAAGCGUGCGUCGAGGCGGACGGAAAUGAAGAGGACGAGGAGAGACCGGACACAGGCAGUUCUUUGCCUGCCUUCGCUUCGAAGCAGCGAGGCGAGGGGACAAACUCGCAGUUUCUCGCGGGCGUGUCCCGCCAUAUUUGGCCCACCAUGUUCAACCAAGAACGCCUGCUGCAUGCAGCUAGCCUACACCAGAUGUGUGUCUCCCCCGUUAGCAGCGGGUUCUGUCUCGGCGGAGCGAACUGGGUUUUGUCGACUCCUGCGAAUCAAAAGAUUGUCGUCGUGGGGCCUUCCUCGUGCGAACUUGAAGCCAAUCGCGGGGCGAAGAGUGGAAGUGUCUCGCCCCAAGACAGGACGCUUCCCGACGAGGAAGCCUCGUGUGCUCCCUCGAACCGGAACGACGAUCAGGACGCCUUGCGUGUCUCCACUCUCGCUUCCUCUUCGUCUUCCUCUUUCUCUUCUGUCUCUUCGCGGUACCCUCUUGCUGCAGACUGGAGACCCCUCUCUGGCGCUGCGUUGGUCGUCUUCUUUUGCUGUGUGCCUCGAGCCGCGGGGGGACACGCGGAGCCGUCUGCUCGCUGUGAGUCCGAGAAGAAAUCUUUUUCGGCUCGUGGCGAGCAUCCGCCAGACUCGCGUGCGCCUGGCGCCUCCGCUCCCGUCUCUCGAGGGUGUCCAGGAGACACCCUGCAGCCGGCCCCCAGGGCUGCUUCCCUGUUCGAAGAGGCUUUCCCCACUCCUCAGAAGACCUCGCUCCAGGAGUCGUCCCUGUUCUCUCGGCCUCUCCUGCCUCCGGCCCCGCCGUCUCCUCUUCGCUCGCUUUCUUCCUCCCUCGACGAGUUGAAGCGCCUCAUCAGCGACACGGUCCACGUUCGCCGGGGCAACGUCCUCGUUCCGCUGGAUCUCUGCGGGCUGUCGUUUCUGGAAAUCCUCGAAACCGUCGCCAGCGCGUCUUCGCACGUGUCGUCUCUCGCCGCUUCCCGCUCGUCGCUCGUGCCCGCCGUGCCCGUCUACUGCGUGGGACCUGGCCUCCCCGCGCUUCUCCAGUUUGCAGUGGAAGGCGCGGAGUGGGUGGCGGAGCGGCGCGCGGCGCGAACGCGGGACAUGCACAGCCCCAGGCCGCCGUUCUUCUUGAGUGCAUGCGAAGACGAGGAACUGCUGCUCUCGGGGCAGCUCUUUCUCCAGCAAAGCGCGGUCGGCAGUCGCACGCGGAAUCUGAGUGUUGGCGAGAAGCUGGUCGACGUCAUGCCGCUGCGGGAGCCUAGCAUUCUUCUUCUCUCCCACGCCUCGCUCCGAAUCGGCGAAGCCUGUCUGCUCUUGGAAAAGUGGAAACACGAGGAACGGCACCUUCUCAUCUCCGUCGACCGACGCUUCGCGGCGUCCACGCCCGUCCGCCUUCCCGCGGGAGAGGAGCACCGCGCAAAUCCUCCUUGCGCUUCUUCUCAAGGCUCGGCCUCCUCCGCUGGCUCGUACGAGGCGCUAGGUGCGCUGCUCUGGCCCUUUCUCGCGCCUCCAGAGGCCGCCGGGAAAUGCGCGAGCGGCCAGGGCGGUGGCCGGCGCAGUGACGAAGAGGGGAAGCGAGAGAACGCGCCGAGGAAAGAGACGAGAGAGGGACCCGAGUCCACAUCGGACACGGCCUCGUCUCUGAACCCUUCUGACAGUUCCUCUUCGGGUCUGAGAUCGAUGCCUCGACGCCCGGAAAGCACGUGUAUCCCGUUUGCGCCCUCGCGCGGCUUCCGCAUGCGCGUCGCGUCUCUGCCUCUUGACCCGCGUUUAGACGAAACCAAAAUCGCCAAACUGCUCUCGCAUUUUCAGCCUCGUUCCGCUCUUCUCCCCGCGGCUGUCUACGCCUCUGUCAACUCUCAAAUGUGUGCUCUUCACGCACUUGGACACCUGAGGCCGCAGGGUCGCCGCUCCGUCCCCGGAGGUCCGCCCUCAGUCCCCGACGCUUCUUCUCUGCCUCCUUCUGCCGCCUUCACGACUGAGCUGGCGAGUUUCGAGGCGCACCGGAGCAAAGAAAUCGUCCUCGAGCGCGUUUUCUCGCCCGGUGACGCCGCGGCCGUCGCGCGCGCCUUCUCGCUGGUGCUGCUCGACGCCGAAGGCGCCGAGGCCGACGCGCGAGAGGGCGAGACAAACGACCCUGAACCCGCAGAAGCCGGAUCUGGAGGCGCCUUCCCCAGGUGUUUUCUGACUCCUGUGCCGGCGGGAAGAGCGGGAGCGGGUCUAGGCUUUCAUUUUAAGGACACGGAGUCAGACGCGAGAGGAGACUUUCCUAGUCAAACGGGAAACCUCGCCGGAGAUGAAGACGGUUUAGCCGCGCAAGACACAUGCGACACACGGCUGUCGGUAGGCUGGAUUGCACCCGGGGGUCUCCUGCGCGGAAGUGGAGAAGCUGCCGCAGAUCGAGGACUUCUCACGCUGAUUCUGCCCCCGUCGCCAGGAGCUGGGAACGCUGCUGACUCGGGCGCGGCCGCACGAGACGGCGAGAAGGCCAGCAGCGGCCAAGGCGUCCACGCCACGCCUGCCAAAGAACCCCCGGUGUUUGGAAGUCUCUUUUUCGGCACCUUCGCUCCUGAGCAACUUCUCUUUGUUCUCCGAGAUCGAGGUUUCCACGACGCCGCGCUUCACUUCCGCGAACCGCACGACGGCGACCACCUGUUUGGAGAAGCCGGCGCCGGGGGUUUGGCCCAAGAGAGAAGGGAAGACGCAUCUGCAGACGCGGAAAAUCGCAAAGCGGAGUUCCCGAGCGAGGCGGAGCUGCCAGCCCGCGACGGCUCCAGACUGCCCGUGCUCACGAUUCCCUCCCUGAAGAGUCGCAUUGUGUGUCAGGAAGCAAAUUUGACAGAGAUCGAGGCCCCAGACGCGGCGACCAGGCGCUUUCUCCGAGGGUUGAUAGGACAAAUCCUCGUGGAGCUCCAGGCGCCGCACGUGUGA
This is a messenger RNA of Neospora caninum, 3915 nucleotides long. RefSeq lists its product as hypothetical. Gene Ontology annotation, biological process: snRNA processing. Gene Ontology annotation, cellular component: integrator complex. The transcript has a single exon. The record is from RefSeq and is a predicted model, not a curated record. Bases 1 to 3915 code for a protein of 1304 amino acids. Lineage: Eukaryota; Apicomplexa; Conoidasida; Eucoccidiorida; Sarcocystidae.